Molecule: messenger RNA, 2026 nt
Organism: Nothobranchius furzeri (turquoise killifish)
Lineage: Eukaryota; Metazoa; Chordata; Actinopteri; Cyprinodontiformes; Nothobranchiidae
Gene: cdc123
Product: cell division cycle 123 homolog (S. cerevisiae)
Cellular component (GO): cytoplasm
Source: RefSeq, a predicted model, not a curated record
AUCCGAUGAUCCGGGUGAUAUUUACUGAUGGACACAUUUCCGGCUCAGGUUAUUGCAGCAUGAAGAAGGAGCAAGUAGCUAACUGUCAGUUUUCUGUUUGGUAUCCGAUAUUCAAAAAACACACAAUAAAAAGUCAGAUUCUUCCAUUGCCUCAAAAUGUGAUAGACUAUUUACUGGACGAUGGGACGCUGGUAGUCUCAGGAAGUGAUCACAGCACACAGCCGACACACACUAACAGCUACAACUCAGACGCAGAGGAAGACGUUCAGUGGUCAGAUGAUGAAACAACCACAACAGUCACUGCUCCUGAGUUCCCAGAAUUCACCUCCAAGGUGCUGGAGGCCAUAAACGCCCUGGGUGGGUGUGUGUUCCCCAAACUCAACUGGAGCGCUCCUCGGGAUGCUAACUGGAUCGCUCUGAACAGCUCGCUGGAAUGUCGCAGCCUCAGUGAGAUAUUCCUGCUCUUUAAAAGUUCUGACUUCAUCACUCAUGACCUCACACAGCCGUUCCUUCAGUGCAGCGACCAGGACUCCCCCGAUCCAGUCAUCAGUUAUGAGUUGGUCUUAAGAAAGUGGAGCGAGCUGAUUCCUGGAGGAGAGUUUCGUUGCUUCGUCAAAGAAAACAAGCUCAUCGCGAUCUCCCAGAGAGACUACACACAGUAUUACCAACACAUCCUGACACAGGAGCAGAACAUCUCUCACGCCAUCCAGGAUUUCUUCAGCCAGCACAUCCAGUACCACUUCCUGGAUGAAGACUUCGUGUUUGACGUCUACAGAGAUAGCCAGGGCAGGGUGUGGCUCAUUGACCUGAACCCGUUUGGAGAGGUGACCGACUCGCUGCUGUUCCGUUGGGACGAGCUGACGUCUGGUGGAGAAGCAGCGCAACAGCUACAGCAGGACGGCCCGGCGUUCCGCUACACCAUGAGCGAGGUGACGGUGCAGCCCAGUCCCUGUCUGAGCUACAGAAUCCCACGAGACUUUGUUGACCUGUCCACCGGAGAGGACGCUUACAAACUCAUCGACUUCCUGAAACUGAAGAAAAACCAGCAGGAGGAAUCUGAGGAGGAAGAGGAAGGGAAUGCUCCACCGUGACAUCAGCUUUUUAAAUAAAGUCUGCAUGAGGUUCUGUUUGUGUCUGUCUGCCUCUGAACAAUAACCUUGUGUACCUUAUUUUAACCAGCUGACCCGUGUUUUGGGUAAACUGAACUAGUUAAAUUAGUAAAUCUGUUAGCAAAAACUCUCCUUAAAUCACUGGUUUAGUCUGGUUUCACUUUAGCCUCUUCAGUGCUGCAAGAAAAACACUGUUUUUAUACUUUGGAAUAAGUGGAUCACCCUAAAUGAUGCUGAUUAGUUAACACACACACACACACACACACACACACACACACACACACACACACACACACACACACACACACACCCCUUUAAUGUCUCUCUGCUCCAUCAUCUGCUGUUUACCGCUGAGCCGUUUGGGCACACUCGCUGCUCCAGGCACUCUUAUUCCGAGUCCCUUAUUUUCCCAUCAUGCUUUGCUGUGGGCUCCAGCUCCCAACAGCCCUCCCCCUAUUAAACCUCUUGUCACAUAUUGACCCACCAUCAGUCUGGGGGGUGCAGUAAACUAGCUCAUAAGAAAUUGAUUGUGCUUUUACGCAACAGUUCUCAUUACGCUGGGAGCUAAAUGAGCUGUUCGGGACAACUCUGUUUUUUUCUUUGUCAGGAUUGAUGGAGCAAUCACACAGGAAUGGAGCCAGAGCGGGCGUGCUGAGAGUUACGGUUCCCCUGGUGAACCACUGUGGAUGAGAAACGGCGAACCGCACACAAAUUUUGUAAAUGUUUCACGUUAAUCAUCCGUUUGAAAAUGAAAUCUGUCUGUUGCUAUAGUUCCAAUCACGGGGGUGUUGCACUGUUUUAAUUUUAUAUACAUACAUGGCAAAAUAAAAUAAAGUUCACUCCUGUUCCAAAUUAACUUUUUGUACAAGACUGUUAUUAUGAGGUCUAAGAAUAAAUUAAAUGAAAAUUUGGACAUA